AUGACCUUCGCCUACCCGCGCAGCAACGGCGCAUCCUCACUCCCUUCAUAUAAUCAACAGCGCUCCCAAUCCUCAAAUAUUCUCAGUCGUGUUGGGGACUCCAUCCCAGUGGCGAUUAAACAAUGGCUUUCCGUGGGAGGUAUCCGUAUUCGUCGGGGAUACAAGAGGACUAGAGAUGCGGGCAUCAAAGCCACGACUCUGAGAUUGAUUAAAAGCAUUUUCACUAUUUCAAAUGCUAUCAUCUUGUUGUGGAUGUUUUCAAUUCGGUGGGGUGAACGCACUGUAUUCGAGGAGCACAUCAACCAGUGUCUUUGGGACAGCUGGGAAGAAUGGCCCCAAGACGCAACUCCGCAUCACAUCGCAUUCAUCGCAGACCCUCAGCUCGUUGAUCCCCAUACCUACCCGGGUCGACCUUGGCCUGUGUCGACUUUAACGGUCAAAUAUACCGACCAAUAUAUGCGUCGAUCAUUCUCCUUGAUCCAGGACCACCUUGAGCCGGACUCAGUGCUGUUUCUUGGUGACCUUUUCGAUGGCGGCAGAGAGUGGGCUACUGCUACGAGUAAUAGCCCCGAGGAUCGGUGGAAGGGAUAUAAAGAUUCAUUCUGGAAGAAGGAAUAUCGUCGAUUUGUCAAGAUAUUCUUGGACCCAUGGGCUAAAAUCAGGACAUCGCCCAUGGAUGGACGAGGCAGGAGGCUGAUUGCAAGUCUACCUGGUAACCACGACCUAGGCUUCGGAAAUGGAGUUCAGGAACCUGUUCGUGACCGUUUUGAGAGCUACUUUGGGAACACCAACCGAGUUGAUGUGAUCGGGAACCAUACCUUUGUCUCAGUGGACUCUGUCUCGCUGAGCGCGAUGGACCAGCCCGAUCCACUGACAGGUAGUUCGCCGACAGCAAACGAUGAGAACCGUACGGUCCGUCCGAUUUGGAAAGAAGCAGAUGACUUCUUGGAUAAAAUGGCUAUUCACAAAGCCAAGGCUGAGACCGACGAGUUGCGAAUGCUUCGAAACCAAACUGACGGACAUAUGUUUGAUUACCGUGUCGUCGAUGCCACCGAGCCGACGAUACAUCGCAAACAGGAACUAGAGAGCGCCGGUUUUCCCACUAUCAUUCUCACCCACGUUCCUCUGUAUCGCAAACCAGGGACUCCUUGCGGUCCUUUGCGGGAGCGCUACCCACCCUCCUCCUCGGACGAGGAGCUACAAGAGGAUGAGCCCAACGCUCUCAGCAUUUCAGGUGGUUAUCAAUACCAGAAUGUCUUGACGCCAACAAUCUCGACUGAAGUGGUCUCUAAAGCUGGGCCCAACGUUGUGCAAGUCUACUCAGGCGACGACCAUGACUACUGUGAAGUUUCCCACCGGGAGUUCAAUGGCUCGCCGAAUGAGAUCACAGUUAAAAGCAUCUCCUGGGCGAUGGGAGUCCGCCGCCCAGGCUUUCUUCUGACUAGUCUCUGGCACCCAAUCGAUCCCAAGACGGGCAAAGCACUUCAAGAUGGAUCACCUACCAUUCAAAACCACCUCUGCCUUCUCCCAGACCAGCUGGGAAUUUUCAUUUAUUACCUCACUAUUCUUGGCUUGAGUAUCUCCAUCCUCAUCGUGCGCUCCAUCUACCGCGCUCUGUACCUUCCAGAGACACCUUCAGACGACUUCAUCCUCCCCCUUGCAGAGUACCGAUCUCUCCCACACCAAUACCACACAUCCGGUGCAUCCAGCUCCACCAUGGCACCAGGAGGCCUAGCCAGCCGUGGUGGGAUAACAGCAUCCGCCCGCUACCCCGGCACAACAUCCCCACCAGACGCCUAUCGGGCAGAUGAUGAUGACAUGGACCUAUACCCAAAGCAAAAGACAACGUGGCGUGCUGCACCAGCGAAACCCCGCUCUCGAAUCUUCCUCAUCUGCGGGGAAAUAAGUUCAUCAACCCUGUAUGUGGCGCAAGUGGUGCUGACAGUUUAUCUCAUCCUAAUCUGGCGCUGGUAG
Molecule: messenger RNA, 1974 nt
Organism: Penicillium soppii
Lineage: Eukaryota; Fungi; Ascomycota; Eurotiomycetes; Eurotiales; Aspergillaceae
Product: putative manganese ion homeostasis (Fr)
Exons: 2
Coding region: 1-1974 (657 amino acids)
Biological process (GO): GPI anchor biosynthetic process
Cellular component (GO): endoplasmic reticulum
Molecular function (GO): hydrolase activity
Source: RefSeq, a predicted model, not a curated record